UCACGCUCGAUCCGGCGUUCUCCUCCAGGAUACUGUUUCUGGAAGCGUCAACGUUCCCCCACCUCACCUCCACCUGGCCGUUGUUUCCUCCGAGCCGCCUCACCCGGCUUUCAGGCUUAAAUAUCACCAGAACCGCCGACGCAUUAGACGGACGUGGACGGAACCGACGCGAAGCCGUCCGUUCAGUGGCAGAAUGUCCGACUUCGACAGCAACCCAUUCGCGGAGCAGGACUUUAGCAACCCGUUUCAGGAUCCAUCGGUGACACAAGCAAGACAGACGGCCACUGCAGGGCUAGAGGAGUACAACCCCUUCACAGAUGCCAAACCAAGUCCUAUAGGUAUGGCUCCCAGGAGUGCAGGCCCCGGGGCCACCACACAGCCUGCCAUCAUGAGGGCCUCAGAGGAGCCUCCAGCCUACUCACAACCUCAGGCGCAGGAGUCGUCAGGAGCAGCUUCUGAGCUUCUGCGGAGGCAGGAGGAGCUGGAACGCAAGGCGGCGGAGCUGGACCGGCGGGAGAGGGAGAUGCAGUCCCUCAGCGCAUCAGGAGGCAGGAAAAACAACUGGCCUCCUCUCCCGGAGAAGUUCCCGGUGGGGCCGUGUUUCUACCAUGACAUCACCGUGGACAUUCCUGUGGACUUCCAGAAGACGGUCAAAAUCAUGUACUACCUCUGGAUGUUUCACGCUGGGACACUGCUGGCCAACCUGGUGGGCUGCCUGGCCUGGUUCUGUGUGGACGCGGCACGCGGAGUGGACUUUGGCUUGUCCAUCCUCUGGGUGCUGCUCUUCACGCCUUGUUCUUUUGUCUGUUGGUACAGACCGCUUUACGGAGCAUUCAGGAGCGACAGCUCUUUCAGAUUUUUUGUCUUCUUCUUUGUGUACAUCUGUCAGUUUGGCGUCUACGUCCUCCAGAGUAUUGGGAUCACUGGCUGGGGUGCGAGCGGUUGGAUCUCGGCUUUGACUGGCCUGAACAAAAGCAUCCCAGUGGGCAUCCUGAUGAUCCUCAUUGCAGUUCUCUUCACCUCCCUGGCUGUCCUGUCCCUCAUUAUGUUCAAGAAGAUCCACGCGCUCUACCGUACCACUGGCGCCAGCUUCGAGAAGGCCCAGCAGGAGUUUGCCACUGGCGUCAUGUCCAACAAGACGGUUCGGACGGCAGCCGCCAACGCCGCCUCCACGGCUGCGCAAGGAGCGUUCAAAGAGCAAGUCUAAUCAACGUGAAGAGCUCAGUCCCCUCUCGCCAUCCUCUCUUAUUGAGCCUCCCUCCAGCUGUCAGACGGGAACUGAGGAGGUUAACAAGCGGCCUUUGAUCUGACAUUCAAGAACAAUCUCACCCUCCAUGAGAAACAAUCACCUGGAACGUUCCUGGGACCCGGCCGUGUUGCGCACUCUGGAACCUCCUCUUAACCACUUAACCUGCGUGCUUGACUUCCUCUGUGUGUGUGUGUGUGUGUGUGUGUGUGUGUGGUGUGUGUGUGUGUGUGUGUGUGGGUUUGUGUGUCUGUGCGUGCGUGUGUGUGUGGCCGAGCUAAUAAAUGCUUGUGUGCCUUUUUGGAUGUUUGCUGUUGCCUGUAGGAUCAGGAACAGAUACUUGACUCUCUGUCUCUUCGGGACGUUUGUUCCCUCCAUUAACCACUUCACAAUACUUUGACCUCUCGUUCAAAUCACUUGAUAGUAAUUAGUUUAUUAUUGGGUGAAAAGAAAAUGCAAAAAUGUCUUCUGGUAACUUUUAAUCUAUGCUAAAAUCAAAAGGUGCAUAACUUAAGACCAGGGCCCCCUAGUGGAGGGAGUGUGUAUUUCUAAAAGAUGGAUGCUGUGCAUUCUUGGUCAUAACCUUGUAUUUUUUUUCAUCCUUGCUUUUUUUCUCUCCAAACUUUAAUGCAAAUCCUGGAAGUCUUAACAUAAUUCACUCAAAAUCUUAGACUCUCCAAUCAAGUCUGUGUUGCAUUUUUAUACACAGUAGUUAAGCAGAUGAAGGUAGUGCAAAAACAUUCAAUUGAAGAAACUCAUAUCAGCAGCUGUAAUAGAAACAUUGACCUCUAGAUGGCAGUGUUGACUAACCAGCAAACCAGAUAUUCCAUCAAAUCAUGACUUGUCCAUCCUAUUCUUUCCCUUCUUUUUUUUUGUACAUUUAAAGAAACAAGUUUGAGAUAUUUAACUUCUAUUUGAUGUCAUUUGCUUUGAAACUUUUCUCCAAUUUUGCAAUUAUUGUUGAAAAAGUAAACUAUUUAUUCUUUUUUUUUUUUUUUUGACAU
Poeciliopsis prolifica (blackstripe livebearer) is the source of this 2250-nucleotide messenger RNA. Its product is annotated as secretory carrier-associated membrane protein 1-like. The record is from RefSeq and is a predicted model, not a curated record. Gene Ontology annotation, biological process: protein transport. Bases 194 to 1207 code for a protein of 337 amino acids. Lineage: Eukaryota; Metazoa; Chordata; Actinopteri; Cyprinodontiformes; Poeciliidae. The transcript is spliced from 9 exons. Gene Ontology annotation, cellular component: trans-Golgi network membrane; recycling endosome membrane.